Pocillopora meandrina is the source of this 8972-nucleotide messenger RNA. Lineage: Eukaryota; Metazoa; Cnidaria; Anthozoa; Scleractinia; Pocilloporidae. The record is from the annotation of a GenBank genome assembly.
CGGUGACUCAGAACGGCAUGUCUGUUUGUAUUGUGUGUCUGUGAGCAGCUUCGAAGUUCUACGCAAACAGAUUCUCCCAAAAAUACCCGCUUUUGGUGAGUAGCCUUUUAAAGAUACUUCUUCAAUAAUUCAAAGCGGUUUAUUAAUAUUUGAACAUGGGACUGAUUCUGUUCCCCGUUAGAUUCGCUUGCGAACCGAGCAGGACUUUAUUUCCGCUGAAACCGGAGAAUGAGAUCGUGUCUGUGUUGAGUGUUUACCGAACUAUUCCCGUUUGAAGCUUAUCUAUUUCUAGACACCUUUUUUGUACUUGGUUCUUUCUGAUAUCAUAACAUCGGCCAGUCUAAUCAUUGAGUUCUUCAGCUUGUUCUAGUAUGGCGCUGUUUCGUGUUUUCGGAUAACAGGCCAGCAUCACGGAAUCACAUUCCGCUACUACGAAGAAAUGAACCGAGUUCUUGAUUUGGACACAAUUGUUUAGCCUAAAAUUACUUUGUGUGUAUUUUCGUCAUCUGUUGCCAGUACGAGAAUAACAUUUUCGCUUGGUGAAACCUUUAGAUGAUGAAACAAAAUGUGUCUUAGUUACUUUGCGCCACGAUGCAAAUCUAUGUGUCUUCAGGCGAAACCAUGCAUAGUUUUUCGCAGCAUUCCGCAUGAAAUCAGCGCGCAGUAAGAUCAAGGUCACUCACCAUGUGAAGUCGCAUAUUUCGUUGUGGUGGCUGUUAAAUAAGGGCGCAUUUUUAUCAUAACUGUGAUGUAGCAGGAAAUUACUGAUUCAUUUGAAGCAGAGUAUUUUGAAGCGUGAUUUGAAUUUCGUAAUUAAUCUCGCUUUAGGGCUGAUAUCAGAGACGAGCGACAGAUCGCUAAGUUCCGCUGGACUUUGUGUCGUUCAGUUGCUCAAUAAGAGCUGAUUGUCAAUUGCGUAAUAGACACUAUUAAUUGUCUUGGGAUGUUCUAUUGUGUCGCAAUGUUUUAUACUUUGUUUAAUAAGGCAGCUUUGGUUAAACACAUCUUGGCUGCCAUUUUGUUGUUUUUCUCGAUUCGCUUACACAGUGUGAAUUCAAGAUCAGUCAGCUUUUCUGUUUCAUAAGUCAUGCGUCAGGUCAUGUGGACACUAUAUUCUGAUUACACGUCAAACACUAAUCAUGAAUAAAGAGGUUGCCCUCGACAACAGUAAGUGUUCUGGAGGUUUCCGGUGAAUUAGUCACGGUCUUAGUUUGCGAUAAAAUCUAUGGGUAGUCUGUCGCUUAGGAAAACCCCUACUUUUUCGAUCUAUCUGGCAACCCUAUCUUAUUUUAACGUAAAAUGGGAAAUGAGGCUUGACGAAUCAGAAAAUACGGUUUGGUUUUCAUCGCUUAUUUGUUCUCGCGCGUAACCUUCCCUUGACCCCCACCCACCUACCCACAUGACCCAACGCAGUGCUUUGCUUUGUGUCACGCAUCGAAUUCAUUGAGUUAGGAGGCGUGUCAUUCCUAGAAGGUACGUUUCUGUUCUUCUGUCGCUUUACUUUCAAUACACAGCUCUUUUUGUUUCCUUAAACAGCGUCUGGACUCAAAUAUCGUUUAGCUUGAUUUACAUGACGAAGGUCCUGAACAUACUAGUGUGAUUUGAUCGGGAGGUUGUGUUCGAUCCACACUGAUUAUGUUGAAAUACCUCAAAUGUGGAAUGAUUACAGAAAUAGAGAUCUCGUUUUAAAACUGGACAAGUUGGUAAUUGAGACACGAAAACAACCCUCCAUAAAGGUUGGUAGAGCGAUUUCACUAAUAGGUUUUUUUUAAUUUUUCGAAUACCUCAGAUUCAGAUGGUAUUUAUUAGAUCGAAGGUUAGUUAACAAAACCUUUACAGAAGAUGUUUUGAGUUCAGUCUCCAGGCUGAAGGCACGGAAUCACAUUCCUGUAGUAAGGGAUCGAGGAGCAUGAAGCAGUGCACUGCAAUCAAGAACUUUACAAUUGUAGUAGUAGUUGUCAUCUAAAAGUUGUCUUUUUGCCCUGGGUUUGUGACCAGCGCGUGUAGUAAUAUUAUCAUGCAAAAUAUGCAAAAUAUUGAUGCGCAUGAAUGCUAAUUCCACGUGGAUGUGAAUAAUAAUCUCUCUGUUUAGUUUACACAAUAAUGUCGUUGUUAUGCAAUCACGUUUUAUUCCCUUACCGGAUUUUAUGAUCAGACUGCACUAGUAAAGCUAUAAUUGGACAAUUUCGUUGGUUUCUAAACGCGGCAGAUUUAUCUGUGAAAGUAUCAGCACGUGAGAGACAAUGACGCGGCAGAAUCUAGGGUUCGAACGUGCUGUUGUUAAUGCUUGAAUUGAACAAGGAUUGUCCACUUGUAGAACGUCUUUUAAUAACCUCUUCGUCUUGAGGACGUAAAAUUUUGUUUUCAGUUGAUUUUAAUAGCUGGAAUUUCCAAAGUAGACCUAUAUUUUGAUGUAAAUAAAGAAAUGAGCACAAACUUUCUGCCCUCUCAAGUUUCCUUUGACCCGGAAUCCUAUGAGUUUAUCUGGAUUAGCCGGAAAAAAUGUCAUAGAUUUCGUUUUCGUAAAGAAAGGAAAAAUCUAGAAUCGGAACUUACGUGUUGCGAUCUGAAGAAUUUGCAUAGCGGAAUUUGUAAUUAUUUUUGUUUAAACACAGCUGAAAUUUAAGCAGCACGUAGUGCUAGGUUCCGUCGUCAUGUCUUUCAGUUGACUGUCGAACUUGUUAACUUACAACUUUUUGGUUUAAACUAAAUUGCGAGUAUUUCCUUCACUACGCCGAGCGGAAUAUAUGCUGUAUAUAAGAUCUAUGAUAUUAGAGCGGUUAAUUUACGAGCGCAUUAUCUUAAAAAUAAUAUGUGACCGCAAAGCGGAACUCAUAUUACAACACUGCGUGCCCGGAUUUUACCACUGGUUUCCAUAGGUCAGUUCGCACUUACCACAUCACCAGAGCGAUAAAAAGGAGGUCACGCAAUGAUCAUGCAGACUGGAAAUUUUAAGCGGAGGUUUUCAACGAGAUUGCAUUUCAUUUAUCUUUCCCUGUGACGUAAAAAGAAUAGAAGUCUCCUGUGCUAGGCGCUCAUAUUAAAAAAAAAAAAAAAUGGAAACGGUUCUGUUAAGUUGAUAAGAUGUGUAAAGUACAAAAUUUGUUGAUUUGAGAUUGAUAACCUGCAUUGAAAACAAGUCACAAUGACAUCAAUACGUACCGAAAAUUCAAAGUAAAAUAGGCAUAAGUGGCUAAGUUACUUUAAACAAAGUAUCGUACUGAAUGUCACACAGACAAAAAGAGCUUGAUAACUUCAAAGAGAUUAAAAAUCCUUGGGACUUACAACACGAUAGCGUUAAUAAGAACGAAGAACCAUCUUAUAUUUACGUCAUAAUUCUAUUUUCAUUUUCAUCGUAUUGGUGCCGUUGUCACAAAAGAAAUGCGUGUUGACGGUGAAAGGAAGACAUAACUGUGAGACAUAACCGUGAGACAUCGUUACUGCUUGGAAUGUUUUUGUUUACUCGACUAAGAAGGUCAGGAGUUUCUGUUUACAGAUAAAAUACUAAUUCUAGGUACGAGUGCCAGUAUAUUUCUCAAAACAUAGUUGGGGAGAAUUCAGUCUUGAACCGGAAAUGGCCGUAUCGAUAUAGGCGAAUUUAUCUCUGUAUAGGAUAUAAGAGAAUGAACUUUGUUAUAUUAUGUCUACCGCUGCGAAUAUCAGUCACGAGCGUGAGAAAAAAAAUUUAAGCGUCCCACGAGGAUUCGAAACUUAGACCUGAUUUCGCGUAGGAUGCUCUACCAACUGAGAUACAAAUGUAGAGGAAAUUUGUCGUUGAGCUAAAGCUAUGUGCUAGGUUCGAUUGUGAUAGCAGCUGGCAUACUGCUACGAUUAGCAAGGGCGACACCGUCCAGUGAGGAGAUAGGAAAGAAAAGAAAGUAAAUUUUGAGCUCGGUCGUAUGCGUAGAUUGACCGACUUUUGAUUUACUCCAACUAAUUACAAUGCCUCCUUUUCCCUAUGCCUUACUUCAUUAAUCGAAAUCAGUAAACUUGGCUCGCAUUCAGAAAAAAAGGACCCGUUAAAGCUUCUUGAAUUGUGCAGAGGUCUCGCAUUUAUUCCUAAUAGAACACAUAUAUAUGUCAUGCAAGGUAGAAAAAAAUCUUUGGUUAUCGAGAGGCUAAUAACAUGCUUAUAUCUCAAGAGUGACUCUUCGCUCUGGCGCUUCCGGCUAAAACUGAAAGAAUAUUUUUAUAUUAUUGCGACGAAACGGAAAAAAAGAUCGAUACCCCUGUUUUGACUUCUACUAAAAUGAACAAUUGCUUGAGAUAAAAACACUCGAAAAUGAAACGAUUAUUUACGUCCGCAGUCAAUAUUUCGUUUUUCAAUGGCCAAGAAUGAGCUUCAGUUUUCUUGCCAGUGUAACGAAAUGACUCAAUAAUUGUGAGAGAAAACCUUUAUUGCAAGUUACACACAAGGCCAAUGAAUUGAAUGUUUGAAGUUUACUGAUCUUUUAUUUCUGUGGCUUUCUUGCUCUCUUUCCAGUUGGACCCGUGAUCACCACAGCCCAAAACUAGUUUCCAAAGAGCUAUGCCGAAGUAUUCACCGCAUACAGCAAGUUAAGUGUUCACGUUUCUUUGGCACUCUGAGGAAAAUACUGAACUGUUUUUGGCUGAUAUGUUUUCACUACACGACAUUACAAGCGUUUGUCCAAAAUUGGAGCCGCUGGCUUCUGACGAAUCUUGCUGUCGCGAAGAAGAAAGUUUAAGAUUGAUGAAUCACGCUAAUGGACAGAUGGAAACACUCGUACGUGUUUCUGCUGAGAACAACAACGGUUUAAUGAUGGAAUCGGGCCAGUUGGAUGUGUAUGGAAAGACACCUUGUGUGGAAAUGAGUGUGUACGAGGGAAUAACGACCAACAACACGAUCGCUUACGAAGUGAAAUCGAUGGCAACCGUCGUGAAAACGCUGCCUGCUGAUGCCUACCAUGGGAAUGCUUCGGGCCAAAUGUCUUAUGCAACGGUCAAGAUUCCUUACGAAAUCAAAUCGAUUGGAACUAUCGAGAAACCGAUUCCUUUCGGAAGCAAGCCGAAUGGAAUCGAGAAAUCGCGGCCAGAUGAAGCUUACCAUUCGAAUACUUGUGGGCAAAGAUCUAACGGGGCGAUAAAGAUUCCAUACGAAAUCAAAUCGAUUGGUUCUAUCGAGAAGCCACUUCUGCCAGAGGAUUCGUAUCCCACGAGUGUCUCCGAGGAGAUGCCCCAUGGAAAGAUUUUGAACGUGUACACGGUUCCAGUUUACGAAAACGGUGGCAGUCAUGAAGUUUACUAUUAUCCCAUGGAGAGUGAUACCCAAGAAGGAGGAGCAAUUUCACAGACCUCCCAAGCUGGGACUCCUGUUAGUUAUGUUUACGACAGUGGCUAUGACCCCUGCGAAAGAACCCGGAGCAAACCAGAAGUGACACCUUCACCAGCGGGACUGGCCGCUUACCAGUCGAGUACUUACGGGACAAUUCCGCGUGAUCAAUUGGGUCCUGAUAGAUUGUCACCACCAUACGAUGUGCUUAAUCAAGAAAAGGCACCAGGUCUCCAAAUGAAUACCUUCAGGGGUACCCACAGGGCCUUGACCCCGUAUGAGAUAGGAGCUCAGCCAAGACCCAGUUGUAAUUGUUCUUGUCAUCAUUCCGAUCCAGGUUCCUCUCAUUUUCCCGCCUUUGGUUUGAGAAAUGAACGUCCUUCUGUCAUCAUGGUUCCUUCAACAUGGAAUGGUGAGGUCAUGAGCGAUGCAGCAGGCAAGGUGAGCUGUGACAUAUCUGGGUUUUUAUGUUUUUCUUUUAAUGUUUUGUUUUGCUACCAUUAUCUUUGAAAUAUCCUUACCAAAUGCAAUUUACUGUAGUCUGUAGUUUUAUUUUCCAUCUAUUAAAUAUAACUUUUGUUGUUGCCAUUUUUUAGUGAUAACAACAACAAAAGUAACAGAAACCGUAACCACAACAAUAACAGCGAUAACACUAAGAACAUCAAAAACAGCAACAACAAGAGCAAUAAUUAUAAAAAUAAUAAUAAUAUCAGUAAUGAUAAUGAUGAUCAAUAGAGGUAAUACUAUUCAUGGCAAAAAAUAGACUUGGUAUUAUUUUUCAAACAGUUUGAAUCCACCGCCCAUGGAAUCAGACAGGAUCUGCAACAGAAAGAAUACCAUGAAUUGGUAGGUUUUGCCGUUGUCAGUCAUACUCGAUAAAAACUGAUUAUGAUAAUUGUUAGCUUUAGUCAAGCGUUGGAUGUUGUCCUUGAGUAGCAUAGCGUCAAAAGUCAGACGUGUGAAUCAAGUGAGGCCAGGUAUGCUACGAAAAUUUAGUUUUCCGAGCUUUUGCCGAUCUACGGCAUCAUCAGGGAAUUUAGAUGGAAUCUUUGAAGUGAAGAGUAUAUCGGGUGAAGUGUUAGGCUAAAUAAUAGGGGUUCGGCAGAUUAUAGGACAGGACAAUGGCAAGUAUGUAAAUGCAGAAGAAAUAUUUAGAAAAGAAGGUCUAUGCAGAAAAUAAAUGUAGUCAGGGUAAAUAAUGUAGUCAGAAUAAAAGUAACCUUGGUUUUUCGUUUUCAUAGGACGAUUCUGACUCAUCAGAUGAUGGCGAUGAAGAUGGUAAACAUGAAAAGUAUUUCCGCAAGAAUAUCGACGGAACUACGGCGAGAUUUAAGCUGUCCAAAGAAGACUGGAAGAGGAUUCCAAUCAACACAUUCCCCAGCGGUGGCCGAUUAUUGAGUGGCGACUGGACACGAAUCUUCCUUAGCAAAGUCAAAGAAAGCAACCCAUGGUGCAGUUUGCGCUUCAAGAAUAAUCACGUAAGAUCAGAAAACUCUCGCAAAAUCCACUCAGCGGUGUUCUUCAGAGGAGGUGCAGAAUGCAAGCGACCAGAGUGUAACGUGAAGGUGCGAUUUGUGAUCCGAAAAGAAAAAGGAAAACACGUGGAGGUGACAUACGUCGGAAAUGUUUGUCACAACAGUCAGCCAGGUGGUGGUGACGUCAUAACUGACAAGAGAAAGAAGCGUUGUGUUCGCCGGCCAAAGUUUACGUCCAGUCUGGAUGACUGAACUUUACUUUCAUAACGAAACAAUAACUGUUAAAAAAGAGUGAGUAAUACUAUUGACUGCUUAAGAGGCUGGUAUGCUGCGUCCGCAGGCAUGCAAAACGUUCCAGUGAUUGACUAUUAGAAGGUUGCAACUAGUCCGCUCGAAUCGUAAUCUUUUCAAAAUCCGCUGAAGCGUUAUAUCUAUUUUUCUCACCUCCUAAUCUAUAAAAAUUACAUGCUGCCUAUUAAGGUGCUGGUUGUAAGAAUUUCUUCCCAUCCAGCGCCAGUUUGUCCAAAGUUCAAACUGAAAAUUAAAAGUAAGAAAAAAGGAAAUCCUAAGUGAUGAAGCUUUUUUUUUCAAAAGGCUAGUUACAAAAAGGCACUACUGUGUACUAGGAAAAACUAAACAAAUCUGUAAUCAAAGAACUAUUUAUUUCCAAAAUUUAAUAUUUUUCUAAACUGACUUUUUACAUUUUGAUUACUUGGUUGAACGUAGGUUUAAUUGAUUGACAUCAGAUGUCCGUUAUUUUAUAGAUAUGACAGAUAUAUUUUAUACCGUUGGCCGGUGGAAUAGUUUUAAAACUUUAGGGUAACGUUUAUAUGAAUUUCUUGCAAAGUUUUGGAGGUGAACCCAGUAUGUGAUAGCUGCAUAGAGAAUUAUCGUAAAUCAUCAAAUUUAUAUUUCAUAUUGGUUUGAAAGAGCGAAUCAUAAACAAGAAAAACACAUUUUAUGCUUACCAGGGGCGUGGCCAAUCUAUACUCCUAUAGGCCUGGGCCCACAAUUUUUUCCGCCCGGUGGACUUUUAUAAUAUUGUCAUGAAUUACCAAAAUUCGAAGUGUUUGGGAACUACUAAAACUAGGAAUGUUCUGGCUAAAUGUUUGAGAAUUGUUUAGGCCUGUUAGAUUAUCUUGAAAUCUUUAUGCGAGUCUCACAUUACUCAAAGGGUCUUUUACCCUUUGAGUGAUGCGUCUUGGACCCUUAUAGUUGGGCUUAACUCUCGUACGAUGAUUGUCAUCGCUGGUCGUGUUUGAGUUUGUCCUUGACCUUGCUUAAAGUACUCAACGGGAGGUUUUGUUUAGGUUUUAGUUCUCGAAGAUUGGUUGUGUUUCAAGUACUGUGUUGUUCAUUUCGAAUGUCUCGUGAGAUUGUUUUGGUGAGCAUUCUAAAAACAUGUGUUCUCUGCCAAGGUCAGUUGUUCCGUAAGCCUAGUAGUAUGACUUUUGCAAAUUUUAAAACGAAAAUUGUACUUUCUUAGGGUACAGGCCUAUAAAACGUUGAACUGAAAGCUGGCUACGCCCCUGCCAACGUUAGUCAAGUUUAGAUUGCUUCGAAGUGAUGAAAGUAUUACUCGUGUGAUGGGCAUCGGUUAAGAGGAUUGCAAUGUCGAUAUAUUGAUUGGUGUAUGCUAGUAUCUUGUGGCGAAUUCAUUUACAUGGUAAAGUGAUGUCCUCGAUUUCUAGCCAUGUUUAAGUUAUUACAAAAUUUAAUCUUCCUAAGCAGUGUUUUAGCAAUUGCUGAAUUACAUGGAUGCACGCAAAUGCAUUUAGCUUCUUUGGCUUGAGUUUAAUUUUACCAAUUUGCCUUUAAAUAACCUGGGGUAGCAUAGUUGGCAAAGUAGUUAUAAACUUCUGGAAGAUAAUUAAUUCACUAUUUGUAUGGCUCUGUGCACGCAACUGCGUUUAAGAUGAGAAAUUUGUAUGCAUUGUGUUAGAUUAGAAGAUAUGUUUUUGAUAACUGACCUUAGAUAACAUCGUUGGUGAGGUCGUUAAAACCAUUUUCAGAAUAUUAUUUUUCCAUUUUUAUUGCUAUAAACACCAAUUGCAUUUUAUAGUAACGAUUUUUUUGAAAAUGUGUCUAUUGGUUCCUUACAUUUGUAAAAAAAACAAAUCAAAAAAUAACCAAAUGUUCACAGCAUUAUUUGCACUGAUUAUACUAAGUUAAGUAGAGAAUAAAGCGAGAAUGAUUUUACAUGUGGU